GGACGCACCUCUCCUCCUCUCCUCUCCGGAGCAGCGCGCGGGGCUGAGAUCAAUCUGCCGGGGAGAGAGGGAUGAGGUCCCGGUAGGCAUCCCGGGAGCAGACCACUGGGGAAAUAUGAAUGGAUGGGGGCAAUGUCAUAUGUCCGGACCUCUGAGCGUAUUUAGAGUGGGAGCUGACAGGCCUACACAGCGACGGGACAGAGAAUUAGUUUUUGGAUGAAUGUUUUGCUUCACUCUCUCCACUGUAGGCCAAAUUAAGUUUGAAGUCAACUUCAAAUGUGGUCAGAAAUAUAAAGACUACUUUCGUCUCCUUUGCUUUUUGAGUUGCCACAAAGAGAGAACAGGCUACGUUGCAGAAACUUUUUGCUCUUGGAUUUAAGCCAGAGAUGGAGCCGGAGGAGGGGAAGAUCUCUGUGUGGGUCUGCCGGGAGGAGAAGCUGGUCUCCGGACUGACGAAGCGAACCACCUGCGCCGACGUGGUCAAAGUCCUGUUGGAGGACCAGAACCUGCAGCAGGGCGCCUCUGCAGCUAUGCUGUCCGGCUCCCCGCAGUCCUACUGCGUGGUGGAGAAAUGGAGAGGCUUCGAGAGGAUUUUACCCAACAAGACCAAAAUCCUCCGGCUGUGGAGCGCCUGGGGGGACGAGCAGGAGAAUGUCCGCUUCGUCCUGGUGAAGAACGAGGCUUCACUGCCCAACAACGGGCCUCGCAGCGCCGAGGCUCGGGUGGUCCAGAGCCGGGAGAGCGGCGGUCCGGGCGGGGUGCUCAAGGGCACCGCCAAGACCUGCUGGACCGCCGCGGCCGCUGCCGCUAACCUGUCCCAGGAGAAACAGAGGCGCAUAGUCAGGAAGGCUUUCAGGAAGCUGGAUAAGAUGAACAAAAAGAAAGAGCAGACUGUUUCUAAAGAUAAGGGCUCUGUGGAGAAGAUGGAGACGCUGGUUCACCUGGUGAUCUCCCAGGACCACACCAUCCGCCAGCAGAUCCAGAGGAUCAAGGAGCUGGACCGGGAGAUCGAGCGGUACGAGGCCAAAGUGCACUUCGACCGCAUCAAGAGACACGGAGUAAACUAUGUGCAGGACACAUACAUGGUGGACUCCUCCUCGGAGGGUUCCGCUCCUUCGGACUGUAAGCGCAAAGCGGAGCGGCAGGACACGCGGUGCACAGCUGAGGCGCUCGCGCAGUUCGAGGAGUACGCGCGCCGGUGUGAGGAGGUGGUGCGGCUGCAGGAGGAGCUGACGGAGCGCGAGGCGCUCGUGGAGAGCAUCACCGGGGAGAUCCAGGAGGAGCUCAACCGACGGUGGAUGAAGCGGCGGCGGGAGGAGAGAGGAGCGGAGGCGGCGAAGGACACAGACAGCGUCGCGGAGGAGGUGUGUCUGGCCGCGUCUGCCGCUCCAGCUGUGGAACCAGAUGUGGAAAGUUUGUCCGAGAACGAGCUCUCUCUGGAGGAGGAGAGGAUCAAAACGCAGCUGGACACCAGUCUGUACAUCGGCCUGCGGCUGAAGACAGACCUGGACGCCAUCAGGGGAGACUUGGACCUGAGUCUGGCGCUCUGGGAGACCAAGGAGAGUGAACUUCUGGACUUACUGGCCAAAGUUGAGACCAUGGAGAUAGAGCAGGUGAACACCAAACUGACUGAUAAUACUAAGGCAGAGCUGGGUGCAGUGAGCACUGAGGCUGAGCCAGCAUCAGCAGAGAAGAGCAGCGGCUGGGUGGAGCAGGCCAGAGGUCUGUCCAAGGCCUGCAAUACAAACGACGAGGACUCAGACACAGGGCUGAGCUCCAUGCACAGCCAGGACUCUGACAACCCACCAGUGUGCGAGUCACUGGUAUAGACUCACUUUGUUUGGAAGCAUGUUGGACUUCUAUGCAAUUCAAAGCCACAAACUCAGGGGCAGAGAAUCAGUAUUGGCAAUACUGGGAGAUGUUCUUCCUUACUCAAAAUGCACCUCAGUACGGGCACUGUAAUUCUAUAGCAAUAAUUCCUAUAUGUAGUUGCACAAUAAGCUAAGAGGGACAGCAUGCGUAGAGAGGUUUGCUAAGCCAUGCUGAUCCAUAGCUGACCUUUGACCUCCAGGAGGAGAGUCAACAAAGUACCACGUAUUAAGAGGGAUAGCCUAGAGGAGUAUUAUAAUAAGCCACUUAUAAUCUGUAGUCUUUAAUGGUAAACUAAGGCAUUCUUGAUCACAGGUUUACAGUUAACAACAGCUUGCUUUUUGGCAGGAUGCAGUCUGACUUUUUGCUGAAGCAACCAAAAAGUAAGGCUGAGUGUUAUUUUAUAGACACUCUGAACAGACAGGUUUCCUUUAAAAGGUGAUUGUAAAGUGUACCUUAAUGCACAGUAAAGUACAGUUAGGUCAGCUAUGAAAGCUCUUUCAAUAAAACCAAUGCACGGUAAAGGUGGAUUGGUUCAGUUCAGUUCAUUACUAUCCAAACACUAUUUAAAAAAAAGAAAAGACAACUACAGACUUUAAGAAUUUCAGUUGUAACACUGAUCCCUGGAGUAGAUCACUUGAUAUUGUCCUCAGUAGAAACAGUGUCUGUCUUUAAAGCACAAAAAGUCAUCUACUCUCUGUGGUCAACUUUUACAGGUUGGAUUUAAACGUGAAACAUUUGAUUCUUUUUUUUUGUCGACACAGCUCUUCUCUGGCUGUUUCAUUGUCUUUAAAGCGGUGGUUCUCAAUCUUAUUUGGCUUAUGACCCUUCAAAACAAGUCAACUCGUAACCCCUCAUCAAAAGUUACAUAUUUCUAUGAGCUGUGAGCUUUUCAAGCAAGCUGAGAUUUUUACCUGCUCAGUUUGUUUAACUAGAAAAAUUAUAGAAGCCUGAAUAGGUCAGAAAAAGGAAAAAAUAAACAUAAUUUUGUUCUUUUCAAACAUGUUCAUUGUCUUAUGCUUACUCAGAUUUAUCUUUUGGCCACCUUUGGGUGGGUCCCGAACUCCCAGUUGGGAACCACUGGUUUAAAGCAGGUAAAAAGUCGAUUCAGUGUGGUAUCUUCCUGGUGAAAUGGCCAUAGAGAGUUGAGGACUGAGCCAAAACAAAUUCAUUUUGGGCACUUGAUUAAAGGGGUAGCCUACUCCAGCAAUUUAAUAUUUCACUUCAAUUAAUGUGGAGGACUCCCAAGAGACAGAUUAAAAAAUAAAGGUCGAAAUUGAAGCAGCAGUGACCGAGACUGAUUUUUAGCCCCCAUAAGGUUCAAGAUUCAAAAACACUGGAUCAUACAUUGAUUUCCCAUAAUGCAACUGGGUCUUUAAUUAGACCCUCCAGCCUGCUUAAAGCAGAACUUAACAUGGGCUUUCUGUUAAAACAUUUAGUUUCAAGUCAGAGCUUUAGAUAAACACAGAUUAUAUUGUUAUUUUUUCAAAUGUUGGAGCGCUCCCUCCAGAGCAACAGAAUAUAUUAUACAUCUGUUUAUAAAGGUUGUGUAGUACUCCUCGUGACAGGUGAACUGAACUUAAUGUGUAAAAUUAGUGUACUGCCCCUUUCAAUCGUUGCAUUGAUUGUUGUUCUGGCAUUAGUUUGGCUCUUUUGAUGACAGCUUGUUUCCCUGAAAAGCACCUUAGUCAUCCAUAAACAAUUUAAGCAGACAAGAAAAACCCCAUGUUUACAUCAAGGCUCAAGUCAAGGAAUUAUUUCCUCUAUCAGAAUGAGGCUUUAUGACAUGAUACAAGUUAUUGUGUAACAAAAACAAGCACACCAGGAAUAUAAACGUGAGUCUGUACAUUAGAUAUCUACAAUGUAGUAGACUGUGGUUCAGAUUUUAUGUUUCUUGUCUAAUUAACAUAUUUAUACUAAACAUCUAUGGCUCUAUGGCCAGAGAGUCCAAAAACAUGUGAAAUUUUCAUCGUUACACUUACAAACACAUCCUUUUUAUUUCUGAACGACGUUGCCAGGCCUGCAUGUUUCGUUCCAUCUGUGAGAACACCUGUAAGAUUGGAUUGUAAAAUGCUUUUGGGAGAAACGACCCCAUUCCACAAUCCUACAGUCCCUGCAUCUCUGAACGCUGUGACAUUAAGGGGAACUAUUUUAAGACUCAGUUCACUUUAUACAUCCAGGAUAUAGUUGCUGCAACGCAGUAUUAGCUGUGCUUCCUGGCACAAUCUUCCAGGAACUGCAGACAAUAAGAAAAAGAAAAUUAAACAACAGCUACCCGAAUACAUUAUUUUGAGAUCAUCCUUCAUCUGAAUUACUCUGUAUAUUUGUUGGGCUGUUGUGAUGUCAAAUCUUACAUGGCUGACUUUGUCUAACUGUAAAAUGGUGAGAGUCAAUAACCUUGUACAUGUAACACCUAGAAGAGACUGAUAGCUGUUAGCUGUAUCCAAAUAGGAAAAUGACCUGUGUGUAGCUAAUUUAUGUCGCUUGAACGGGGACAGUUUGGGCUUCUCCGUCAAUGACAUUCAGCCUGCUUUGUCUAGAUAGAUAGCUCUAGAUCAACAACUCUGAGGCUACUGCAAGAGGACUCAGAUGCACUGUGGCUGCAUCCUAACACCAGUCAGCACAUAAUUACACGACUGUUAGUGUUGAAAUAAACAGCAAAACCUA
Molecule: messenger RNA, 4536 nt
Organism: Micropterus dolomieu (smallmouth bass)
Lineage: Eukaryota; Metazoa; Chordata; Actinopteri; Centrarchiformes; Centrarchidae
Gene: rassf10a
Product: Ras association domain family member 10a
Exons: 1
Coding region: 387-1829 (480 amino acids)
Biological process (GO): signal transduction
Source: RefSeq, a predicted model, not a curated record